AUGAAAAGAAAGUCCGAACAAGAAGAAUUUGAAGAAGAGAAAAAACAGAGGAUUUGGAGUCAUGGAGAGCACUGGCUGAGAGGGGAGAUGGUUGGAGAAGGAAGCUCUGGUUCUGUUUUUCUUGCCACUCCCAAAAACCCAAGAAGGGGUGAGUUUGGUAGCAUGCUAAACUUUCUGGGAUUGAUGGCGGUGAAAUCGGCAGAGGUCUCUGAUUCGGAGUCAAUCCGGCAUGAGGCAGAGGUUCUGUUGGAUAUUAAGGGUUGCCCUUUUGUCAUUGAGAGCUUUGGUGAAGAAAUCACAACCAGUGAAGAGGGUGGUGAUCACAUGGUCUAUAACUUGUUGCUGGAAUUUGCCUCUGGAGGAACUCUUGGUGAUCUGAUUGAGAAAUCCAACGGUCAUGGAUUGCCUGAAGCUGAAGUUAGAAGGUAUACGAAAUCGAUUCUUGAAGGGAUUAAGCAUAUUCACAAGUUUGAUUAUGUUCACUGUGAUUUGAAGCCAGAAAACAUUCUGCUUGUACCAAAUCCAGCAACUAGUACUGGUAGUUUUGUGGCCAAGAUUUCAGAUUUUGGAUUGGCUAAGAAAACCAAGGAGAAUUACUGUCAAUGGAGAGGCACUCCUACGUAUCUGUCCCCAGAAGCCUUGAAUGAUAGUGAGCAGGAGCCGCCCUCUGAUAUAUGGUCUCUUGGUUGUAUCGUACUUGAGAUGCUAACCGGCAAGUCCUUCUCAGAUUUAAAGCCUGGUUGUGAACUUGAAGAUUUCCACUAUAUGUUUGAUCACGUAUGUACUCCCAAAAUCCCUGCUGAAGUCUCUGGUGUGGCCAGGGAUUUUCUUAAGAGUUGCCUUGCCAUGAGGUCUUGCGAAAGGCUGACCGCUGAAAAGCUCUUGCUUCAUCCAUUCGUUGUACGGCCAAAGCCAUCGAAAGCAGCUCGUCAUACAAAGAGGAAGGUGGUUUGCUCAUCUUCAGGCUAUGCAGAUGGCUCCAAACCAAGUGCAGAUUGUCACACAAGCCCUGCCAUUGUUCGCAGAAUUCCGCCACCACCCGGUUUUGAGAUACUUGCUGCUCUUGUUUGA
Messenger RNA from Prunus avium (sweet cherry), 1071 nucleotides. Its product is annotated as mitogen-activated protein kinase kinase kinase 20-like. Gene Ontology annotation, biological process: protein phosphorylation; signal transduction. Gene Ontology annotation, molecular function: protein kinase activity; ATP binding. Lineage: Eukaryota; Viridiplantae; Streptophyta; Magnoliopsida; Rosales; Rosaceae. The record is from RefSeq and is a predicted model, not a curated record.